Molecule: messenger RNA, 678 nt
Organism: Drosophila serrata
Lineage: Eukaryota; Metazoa; Arthropoda; Insecta; Diptera; Drosophilidae
Gene: ND-MWFE
Product: NADH dehydrogenase (ubiquinone) MWFE subunit
Cellular component (GO): respiratory chain complex I
Source: RefSeq, a predicted model, not a curated record
UCACCUUUUUGUGGGAUAUUUGGAACGGUCGAGACGCGGUCACACUGUCUGGGUGUCUUGUUGAAAAAAUCAUAACAAAACUUAUUUUCCCGUCAAGAUGUGGUUUGAAAUCCUACCUGGCGCCGUGAUCAUCACCACUCUCCUGUCGGUGCCCAUAUACGCCAUGUACGGCCUGCAGAAGGUCACGAUUGGCAAUGCCUUCCGUCGCAACAUGGACGAGCGUUUCAGCCGAGUGAUGUACCAGCGCGAUUUCCGACUGACCGACAAUCCCUAUUUGAUGAACGGGCUCGAACAAAUUCCCGAUGAAGAGGAGGAACAGAAAGAUCAACAGGAAUGCGAUGACUACGAGGAUCCUAAGCUCUUAAAGCAACGUAAGAAGGAGGAAAAGAGGGAGAAACAGCUAAGGGAAGAGGAAAAGAAGCAGAAGGCGGCAAAGUAAUAACAGUAAACAUUUCGGCUUCACAGUUCCCAAUUAGAAUAAAGGACUCUCGGCAUUUGCCGCGCAUUUAACAACCCUGUUCUUGUGUGUGCCAGGAAACCACCCCUAAGGGAUAAAUAUGGGUGGCUAAAGCCUCCCAUCCGUCGUCAAACUCUGUGUGGUAUUCGGUGAAAAGGCGUCGUCGACGUAGUCGAGCAGCGAGCGCGCAAAUAAACACAAAUUUCACCGACUAACUUUAA